Culex pipiens pallens (northern house mosquito) is the source of this 1859-nucleotide messenger RNA. RefSeq names its product transmembrane protein 68. The record is from RefSeq and is a predicted model, not a curated record. Gene Ontology annotation, molecular function: acyltransferase activity. NCBI's taxonomy places the organism in Eukaryota, Metazoa, Arthropoda, Insecta, Diptera, Culicidae. Gene Ontology annotation, cellular component: membrane. The transcript is spliced from 3 exons. The coding region runs from base 494 to 1507 and encodes 337 amino acids.
GCAGUCUCGCGAAACCAUUAGACCGCGGAUCAAUCGCCCUAGUCGUCGCUGUGGCAGACCCACCUCAAAACCCUAGGCCCACCCACCGGAACCUGCCGGCCCGCCCCUCCCAGAAUGAGGACAACAACAAGACAGUUUGUUUAACCACCGUCAUCGAUUUCGGGGUCACGACGCCAACAUUUGGACAGUGUUGUUGAAGGUGGUCAAGUGAAAGCCGUCCUUGGCCUUGGACGUUCUUAAGCCGCGGAGCUUAACAGCGCUAAUCACUAAGAUUUUUUUUUCGGAGGGGAGACGUGACCUGCGGACAUAAUAACACAGCCGGACAGAGGAGCAAAAUCGGCCAAGGGCCACGCACGGGUCAAACAACAAAGUUCCAGAGCGCGCGCGUCGAUUAGUCAUGUAACAUAGUGCUGUCGCAGGGGCUGAGCUUAAGUCGCGACACUGCGCUGGGGCGUUCAGUAUAGACGACUAAUUAAGUCGAGUUCAUGACGUGAUGCUGCUAGCGGGUACAACAAUGGGCACAGUCGCAGAGGAGCUUAUAACGCUGAACAAUGAAGCCGUCAAGAACUCGACGAUCUUUAGCUAUAUAGGUCAGUACGUCGACUUGGACUAUUCGAUUUGGUUGUACCGAUUGCUGACCCCGUUGCUGCUUACCUUUAUCCUGCCGUCCCUCUUUGUGUUGCUGAUUUACUUUAGCAUAUCAAUUUGCUACGUAUUUAAGCUACAUCGCCGCUUCAUCCUUCAGGUGUACAACGACGGCGACUUCAACGGGUGGGAUGUGGCCCGGACGAUUCUUUCGGUGCUGUGGGACGCCCACGGGUGGAUCUUCCACGGGUACGAGGUGUGCGGGCUGGAAAACCUCCCCGAAACCGGCCCAGCCCUUAUCAUCUACUACCACGGAGCAAUCCCCAUAGACAUGUACUACCUAGUCGCGCGGAUCUACCUGAAACGAUCCCGCCUCAUCUACACCGUCGGAGACCGCUUCCUGGAGAAGCUGCCCGGCUGGAACCUGAUGGGCCGCAUCAUGAAGGUCAGCCCCGGCUCGAUCCAGUCCUGCUCCAGCGUCCUCAAGGAAGGCAACCUCCUGUCGAUCGCCCCCGGCGGUGUCUACGAGGCCCAGUUCGGCGACAACAACUACGAACUCCUGUGGCGCCGUCGAAUCGGCUUCGCCAAGGUGGCCAUCGAAUCCAAAGCCCCCAUCAUUCCAAUGUUCACGGAGAACCUGCGCGAAGGCUUCCGCUCGGUCGGCUUUGCCCAGUCGCUGUUCAUCCGGCUGUACAACGCGGUCCGCUUUCCCGUCCGGCCCGUGUACGGAGGCUUCCCCGUCAAGUUCCGAACCCACCUGGGGGAGCCCAUCCCGUACGAUCCGACGCUCACGCCCGAGCAGCUGCAGGAGCGGGUCGCGUACGCUGUCGAAAGAUUGAUCAACAAGCACCAGCGAAUACCGGGCAGCAUCCUGCACGGCUUGAAGGACCGGUUCGUGUCGCGGCCGGAUAAGAGGGACUAAAAUGCAUGGAAAUUAUUGUAUGAGAAUUAGGCUGAUCUUAAGGUAUUUUAGUGUUAACGGUGUUGUACUUGCAUUUUCAAACAUUGAUUUUUAAAAGUUAUUUACAAGCAAAGAUGAGGGCAAACAAAGCUAUUGCACUAGGAAGGUGAACGCGCGCACUCAUUCAUCACAGUUACUGUAAAAAUGCUAUCUACGUAAGAACCUAGCAAUAUUUAUGAACUUGGAGGGAAAUUGGCGUGAAAAAAUAAGCCCAAAGGAUUAACAUUAGGCACCGUACUACUAGAAUUAAGAAUGCAUGUAAAAUUGAAUGAGACAAAAUAUAGUGAUGCACAAUUGUGUGUGAAAUUAAAAA